Molecule: messenger RNA, 854 nt
Organism: Prunus dulcis (almond)
Lineage: Eukaryota; Viridiplantae; Streptophyta; Magnoliopsida; Rosales; Rosaceae
Product: probable histone H2B.1
Exons: 1
Coding region: 79-525 (148 amino acids)
Biological process (GO): nucleosome assembly
Cellular component (GO): nucleosome
Molecular function (GO): protein heterodimerization activity; DNA binding; structural constituent of chromatin
Source: RefSeq, a predicted model, not a curated record
AAAAAUAUCCCAACUCUCAAACCAUUUCGUAAAAUCCCCAAAUUCCCAGCCUCGAACUUUUCUCUCACAACUCCAACAAUGGCGCCCAAGGCUGAGAAGAAGCCUGCCGAGAAGAAGCCUGCUGAGGAGAAGAAGUCCACAGUAGCUGAGAAAGCCCCGGCGGAGAAGAAGCCCAAGGCCGGCAAGAAGCUCCCGAAGGAAGCCGGAGCCGCCGCCGGAGAUAAGAAGAAGAAGAGAUCGAAGAAGAGCGUAGAGACCUACAAGAUCUACAUCUUCAAGGUUCUGAAGCAGGUCCACCCUGAUAUCGGGAUCUCCAGCAAGGCCAUGGGCAUCAUGAACAGUUUCAUCAACGACAUCUUCGAGAAGCUCGCUCAGGAGUCUUCGAGGCUUGCGAGGUACAACAAGAAGCCGACGAUUACUUCUCGGGAGAUUCAAACUGCUGUGAGGCUCGUGCUUCCCGGUGAGCUCGCCAAGCACGCCGUUUCUGAAGGGACCAAGGCGGUGACCAAGUUUACAAGCUCUUGAAGGGCGUUGUUGGGGUGUGGGUGUGGAUUGGAAUGGCUGCUCUUUGAUUAGGGUUAGGGUUGUAAUUAGUAAAUGUGUAUUUUUCGUUCCUGCUCUGGUUCAUAUAAUAUUCGGUGUUUUGCCUAUAUGUUGUUGGAUUGUGUGGGAUUUUUUGAUUGGGAAUCCUACCGCAUGUCAUUUGAUAUUUUUGACCCAAUUGUUUUUGGAUAUUUUUGGUCCUUUAGUGCUUCAAUUUGUGAAAUAUUGGGUUUUUAUGUUAUUCUGCUAUUAGUGAUCAUGUUGUAGAAUGACAUUUGUUCGUCGUUUUAUAGAGAUUUUGGUUCUCAGUA